Polistes canadensis is the source of this 564-nucleotide messenger RNA. Its product is annotated as 15 kDa selenoprotein. The record is from RefSeq and is a predicted model, not a curated record. Bases 16 to 492 code for a protein of 158 amino acids. Gene Ontology annotation, cellular component: endoplasmic reticulum lumen. Lineage: Eukaryota; Metazoa; Arthropoda; Insecta; Hymenoptera; Vespidae. The transcript has 5 exons. Gene Ontology annotation, molecular function: oxidoreductase activity.
UGUCAGACAAAGAGGAUGAUAUUGCUGUGUCGCUACUAUUUUUUAUAUAUAUUUCUACUUAGUUUAAUGGUAAGCAUUAUUAAUGGAGAAUUUUCUGCAGACGAUUGCAAAAAAUUAGGAUUUAAUAAAGCUAAUUUGUUAUGUUCAACUUGUGAUAAAUUUAACAAAUAUAAUGUACCAGAAAUCUAUGACAAAUGCAAAGAAUGUUGUUUGAAAGAUGAUGACUACGAUGCAUCUGGUUUUAAACGAUACCCAAAAGCAAUUCUUAAAGUUUGCACAUGCAAAUUUGGUGCAUAUCCACAAAUACAAGCAUUUAUAAAGAGUGAUCGACCAAGUAAAUAUAAAAAUUUGCAAAUAAGAUAUGUAAGAGGUUUGGAUCCAAUUAUUAAAUUAUUAGAUGCUGAUAAUAAAGUGGAAGAUAUUCUUGAUAUACAUAAAUGGGAUACAGAUUCCAUAGACGAAUUUUUAGCAACACAUCUUGCUACCGAUUGACACAAAUGAGAUAUUAACUAAACUGUUGUAUUUUGUAUACUCUUCUUAUAUUAAAAUUAACAUAAUCAACUG